AUGGGAAAGCUCAUCAAGAACCACUGGGCACGCCUCAUCGUCCUGACGGCUGCCGUAUACCACGUCGCCGCCGCCCUUGAGGGGUUCUUCUGGCCCAAGAUCUUCUUCGACUUCCUCACCAAGAAUCUCGAUGGCGCCGUCAAGCCCUUUCCUGUUUUACAAAUCAUCAACUUAUUGUUGGGUACCUUGGUGUUUGCUUGGGAAUGGCCAUUGAAAUUCGUGGUCAAGAUGGUGCCUGGCCUGCAUCGGAGUAUGGAAGCAAGAUUGGUGUUAUACCCUCUUUGUGCGUUGACUGGUGUCUUGCAAUACCAAGCCACCAAUUCAGCACUUUAUUUCCUCAUCGGUGUGAUUAUUUAUUUCUGGGCCUUUUCAGAAGGAGAGACUAUAUGUCCCGAGCCCUGGACUGUGCCGAGGAGAGAGGGAGCCAGAAUCGGCAAAGUAUGA
This is a messenger RNA of Exophiala xenobiotica, 444 nucleotides long. RefSeq lists its product as uncharacterized. The record is from RefSeq and is a predicted model, not a curated record. Lineage: Eukaryota; Fungi; Ascomycota; Eurotiomycetes; Chaetothyriales; Herpotrichiellaceae. The transcript is spliced from 2 exons. Bases 1 to 444 code for a protein of 147 amino acids.